This is a messenger RNA of Micropterus dolomieu (smallmouth bass), 1746 nucleotides long. RefSeq names its product potassium voltage-gated channel, shaker-related subfamily, member 10a (gene kcna10a). The record is from RefSeq and is a predicted model, not a curated record. Lineage: Eukaryota; Metazoa; Chordata; Actinopteri; Centrarchiformes; Centrarchidae. Gene Ontology annotation, cellular component: voltage-gated potassium channel complex; membrane. The transcript has a single exon. Bases 1 to 1746 code for a protein of 581 amino acids. Gene Ontology annotation, molecular function: protein binding; delayed rectifier potassium channel activity. Gene Ontology annotation, biological process: protein homooligomerization; potassium ion transmembrane transport.
AUGGAGGUGGCCCUGGUAGACUUUGAGAGCAUGGAUGGCCUUGAUGGCAGCCUUGAGGAUGAGGUGGACACCUACGCUGAUGAGACCACAGCUCUCACAGUGGACUUGCCCCCCGAGCACAACAGCCAAGGCAGCAACUACCUUCUGCGAGCCCCUCAGCUCUCCUCUACGCCCCCCUGCCACAGUCCUGUGCCCUCCUGCAUGUGGGAAUCCACCUCAUCUUCGCCCAUUCCACAGACACAGACACUAGGAGUACCCCAGUCCCCAACCAUGCCAUCUCCAAACAGACAGGGGCGCAGUAGCUGUGCCAGUAUGAUCUCCAACUGGAAAUUGCUGCUAAACAGUGAGGGCACUAAGGAGAGCGAGACGAUCUUCAGCCAGCUUGCUAAGGAAUGCUGUGAGGAUCUAUUUGUAGAUAAACGAGGGCUGGAUGACGGCGACCAGAAAGUCAUCAUCAACAUUGCCGGUCUUCGUUUUGAGACACAGCUCAAAACUUUGGACCAGUUUCCUGAGACGCUGCUAGGAGAUCCGUUGAAGAGGAUGGACUACUUUGAUCCAAUGAGGAACGAGUACUUCUUUGAUCGGAACCGACCCAGCUUUGACGGAAUCUUGUAUUACUACCAGUCAGGGGGUAAGAUCAGACGUCCAGCUAAUGUUCCCCUGGAUGUGUUUGCAGAUGAAAUUCUGUUCUAUCAGCUUGGAAGUGAGGCCAUGGAGCAGUUCAGAGAAGAUGAAGGAUUCAUAAAGGAUGUUGAGAUCCCUCUUCCUAAUAAUGAUAUGUAUAGGCAAUUCUGGCUGCUCUUUGAGUACCCAGAGAGCUCAAAUGCAGCCCGAGGUGUAGCAUUGGUGUCUGUUUUUGUUAUUGUCAUAUCCAUCAUUAUUUUCUGCAUGGAAACACUUCCAGAAUUUAGAGAUGAAGCCGACCCAAUUGUGCCCACAGCACAACAGCCUUUCAACCAAUCUACAAUUUACACCUCUGUGGCUCCAUCUGGUGUAAAGCCCACAACUUUCUCUGAUCCCUUCUUCAUCAUUGAAACUGCCUGCAUUGCUUGGUUCUUCUUUGAGCUGUGUGUGAGAUUUAUGGUCUGUCCCAGCAAAAAGGAAUUUUUCCACAACCUCAUGAACAUCAUUGACAUUAUUUCCAUCAUCCCUUAUUUUGUUACUGUGGUUACAGAAUUGGUCACAACGCCACAAGAGAGCUCAGGACAGAACAUGUCUUUGGCCAUUCUGCGUAUUAUCCGUCUGGUCAGGGUGUUUCGUAUAUUCAAACUCUCACGUCACUCCAAGGGGCUGCAGAUCCUGGGACAGACUCUGAAGGCCAGCAUGCGUGAGCUUGGCUUGCUCAUCUUCUUCCUCUUCAUCGGCGUGAUCCUCUUUUCCAGCGCUAUCUACUUUGCUGAGGUAGAUGAGCCUAACACACAGUUUGUCAGCAUACCUGAUGGCUUUUGGUGGGCUGUGGUUACUAUGACCACUGUAGGCUACGGAGACAUGUGUCCCAUUACCAUGGGGGGUAAAAUGGUGGGCACCCUGUGUGCCAUCGCAGGUGUUCUGACCAUUGCUUUGCCUGUUCCCGUCAUUGUUUCCAACUUCAACUACUUCUACCACAGAGAGACGGAGGCAGAGGACAAGUUGCCCUUGGCAGAUGCUGUUGAGCAAGCCAUGAAGGCUGAGACAGGGACCACACAGGGUAGCAACACCUCACUCAAUAAAGCCAAUGGCAUCUGGCAGACUGACAAAGGGAAAUAA